ACUAAACCUGAAUCAUGCGUCUUGUUUUGGUCGCAAUUUUUUUCUACAUCAGUUUCGUUCCAGUUAAAGCAAUUUUCAGACCGGCUGUAAUAAGCAAUAGGCGAUUACCUAAUGAUUUCAUGAUCGGUUGUGCUACCUCGGCGUACCAAGUUGAAGGCGGUUGGAACGAAGAUGGCAAAGGUGAAAACAUGUGGGAUCGUUUCACCCACGCCCAUCCAGAGAAUAUUUCCGACCAAAGCAAUGGUGACAUUGCAUGCGACUCUUAUCACAGGAUAAAAGAGGAUGUCGAGAUGAUUAAGGCCGUAGGCUUUCACCACUAUCGGUUCUCAGUUUCGUGGAGCAGAAUUCUUCCAAAUGGUUUUGCAAAUGUGGUCAACAUGAAAGGGGUCGAGUAUUAUAAUAGGCUCAUCGACGAGCUCAUCGCCAACGGCAUAACUCCGAUUAUAACAAUUUACCAUUUUGAUCUUCCUGAAGUAUUGCAAGAGUUGGGAGGCUGGACCAAUGGUUUGAUUGUUGAUUGGUUCGAAGACUACGCGCGAGUGGUUUAUCGCAGUUUCGGUGAUAGGGUCAAGUUGUGGAUUACGAUUAAUGAACCAAAGCAGAUAUGCCAUUAUGGUUACGGUGAUGGUAUGCUGGCUCCUUUUUUAAAAUCUUCGGGUAUUGGCGAAUACAUUUGUGCACGCAAUGUACUCCUUGCACAUGCCAAAGCGUACCACUUGUACAAGAACGAGUUUGAGAGCAUACAGAAAGGAAGAGUUAGCCUAACGAUCGAAUGCACUUGGAAAGAGAGCGGUUCAAAUUCAACAGCAGAUAAGAAAGCCGCCGCUCGCGAUCGACAGUUCGAUUUUGGAUUAUACACACACCCCAUUUAUUCUUAUCAAGGAGACUUUCCAGCUGUGGUUAAACAUGCCGUAAAAGAACGCAGUAUUUUGGAGGGAUUUCCCCAGUCAAGACUUCCAUUUCUUACCUCCAAGGAAGUUAAUUACAUUCGUGGCACCUAUGACUUUUUCGGAUUGAACUACUAUACCACACAGUACGUAGUGGACGCACCUGCACCUCAUAUUGGGAUGCCAUCGAUGGAUAAUGACGUCGGCGUUAGCAGGUACUCAGAUCCGAAAUGGUUCGUGGGCACUUUUGAAUACUUUAAGAGCGUUCCUUGGGGUUUCCGGAAUCUACUGAAUUACAUCAAGUUAAACUAUAGAAAUCCCGAAAUCUUUGUAACUGAAAUCGGCAUUCCCGUUGAGGAAAAUUUCGCCAAUUAUGAAAAUAUUAAAUUUCAUAACGAUCAUUUAAAUGCCCUCUUAGACGCCGUGCAGAUUGACAAAGUUAAAGUUAAAGCGUAUACAGUUUGGUCCUUGAUGGACAACUUUGAAUGGGCGAAGGGAUACACUGUGAGGUUCGGAAUGUACUACGUGGACUUUGAGGAUCCUGAGCGCAAACGAACGCCAAAACUAUCUUAUCAGUUUUUUAAGAACCUUAUCAAAUCGAGAACGGUGACGAAUAAACUCGAUCAGCGCUUUGUGAAGCACUAAAUACUUUAAUUACAAGCCAUAAUUAGA
Molecule: messenger RNA, 1559 nt
Organism: Photinus pyralis (common eastern firefly)
Lineage: Eukaryota; Metazoa; Arthropoda; Insecta; Coleoptera; Lampyridae
Product: myrosinase 1-like
Exons: 7
Coding region: 15-1532 (505 amino acids)
Biological process (GO): carbohydrate metabolic process
Molecular function (GO): beta-glucosidase activity
Source: RefSeq, a predicted model, not a curated record